Messenger RNA from Corvus hawaiiensis (hawaiian crow), 6396 nucleotides. RefSeq names its product FA complementation group M (gene FANCM). NCBI's taxonomy places the organism in Eukaryota, Metazoa, Chordata, Aves, Passeriformes, Corvidae. Bases 120 to 6314 code for a protein of 2064 amino acids. The record is from RefSeq and is a predicted model, not a curated record. The transcript has 23 exons. Gene Ontology annotation, biological process: replication fork reversal; double-strand break repair via synthesis-dependent strand annealing; interstrand cross-link repair. Gene Ontology annotation, molecular function: nuclease activity; 3'-5' DNA helicase activity; ATP binding.
GGGACGCGGCCCGGGGGAGAAGGGGAGGGCCGGGAGGCGGCUCCCCGUGCCUCUCGGCGGCGAUUUCAAGCUUCGGGCAGGGCUAAAAUGGCGGCGUGCGGGAAGCGGCGCGGGGCAGGAUGAGCGGCGGCCGGCAGCGCACUCUGCCGCAGGUCUGGCGGGCGCCCCAGAGCAAAACCGAGCCGAGGGACGCGGGCGGCGACAGCGAUGACGACCUGCUGCUGGCAGCCGCGGCCGCGGCCGACCCCGGCCCGGUGGAGGGGUUCAGCGAGGCGGCGGGGUCCAUCUGGAUCUACCCCACCAACCUGCCGGUGCGCCCGUACCAGGAGCGCAUGGCCGGCGCCGCGCUGCUGGCCAACACCCUCGUGUGCCUGCCCACGGGGCUGGGCAAGACCUUCGUGGCCGCCGUGGUCAUGUACAACUUCUACCGCUGGUUCCCCUCGGGGAAGGUGCUGUUCCUCGCCCCCACCAAGCCGCUGGUGGCCCAGCAGAUGGAGGCGUGCGGCCGCGUCAUGGGCAUCCCGGCCCGGGACAUGGCGGAGAUGACAGGAGGAACCCAGGCUCUGGGCCGGCGGGAGCUGUGGAAUACCAAGAGAGUCUUUUUCCUCACACCUCAGAUAAUGGUCAAUGACCUUUCCCGUGGGACCUGUCCUGCUGUGGAGAUCAAAUGUCUGGUUAUUGAUGAAGCCCACAAAGCCCUUGGCAAUCAUGCCUACUGCCAGGUGGUGAGGGAGCUGAGCAAAUACACAAAUCAGUUCCGGGUCCUGGCCCUGAGUGCCACCCCUGGCAGUGACACCAAGGCUGUGCAACAAGUUAUCUCCAACUUGCUGAUUGCUCAGAUAGAGGUGUGUGCUGAAGAUUCUCCAGAAAUUCAGCCUUAUUCUCACGAGAGACAAGUGGAAAAAAUUGUAGUUCCACUUGGGGAAGAACUGGUAGAAAUUCAGAACACUUACAUCAAGGUGCUGGAAGCGUUUGCUGGGCGCCUGAUUAAGGUGGGAGUGUUAUCCAGGAGGGAUAUUCCCAGCCUGACCAAGUACCAGAUCAUCCUGGCAAGGGAUCAGUACAGGAAGAAUCCCUCUGCACAACAUGCAGGAAUCCAUCAAGGCAUCAUUGAAGGAGACUUUGCCCUCUGUAUCAGUCUGUACCACGGGUACGAGCUGCUGCUGCAGAUGGGAAUCCGCUCCUUAUUCAUCUACCUGUGGGGAAUCAUGGAUGGAUCCAAAGGGUUAUCCCGCACCAAGACCGAGCUGGGGCGCAACGAGGACUUCAUGGAGCUCUACCAGCAGCUUCGGGACGUGUUCUCAGCCACUGCUGUGGCUCCUGAGAAUGGAAGUGUGUGCAAGAGCACAGCAGUGUUGGAAAAGAAAAAGGAAUUUGUCUACAGUCAUCCAAAACUAAAGAAAUUGGAGGAAAUCGUGAUAGAACACUUCAAAUCCUGGAAAAAGGGAUGUUCUGCAGAUGAAGGCAAGAGUGAAAGUGGGGACACGAGGGUGAUGAUCUUCUCCUCGUUCCGGGACAGCGUGCAGGAAAUCGCCGAGAUGCUGGCCCGGCUCAGCCCGGCUGUGCGGGCCAUGACCUUCGUGGGACACUCCUCGGGGAAGAGCACCAAAGGCUUCACCCAGAAGGAGCAGCUGGAGGUGGUGAGGCGUUUCCGGGAGGGAGGCUACAACACCCUGGUGUCCACCUGCGUGGGCGAGGAGGGGCUGGACAUCGGCGAGGUCGAUCUCAUCGUGUGCUUCGACGCCCAGCGCAGCCCCGUGCGCCUGGUGCAGCGCAUGGGCCGCACCGGCCGCCGGCGCCACGGCCGCAUCGUGGUCAUCCUGGCCCAGGGCCGCGAGGAGAGGACUUACAACCAAAGCCAGUGUAACAAAAGGAGCAUCCACAAAGCCAUUUCAGGGAACAAAACCCUUCGUUUCUACCAGCACAGCCCACGGAUGGUUCCAGAAGGCAUCAAUCCCAAAGUGCAUAAAAUGUUUAUCACUGCUGAAAAACACGAGCCAAGCACCUCAAGGAUGCUUUCCAAAGAGAGGAGAUCCAGUUCCCUGCAGCACAAAUCUGCUCCCUUUUCCUGUGUCACUGGCCAAAAGCAAAUGCACUCCCAUGAGAGCUGGUCCUUGUCACCUGAGGAGUUGGAAAUAUGGGACAGACUCUACAGGAUUAAGGAAAGUGAUGGAAUAAAGGAACCAGUAUUGCCUCAAGUUCAGUUUGAAACCAUAGAAAACCUGGAAGAAACACCAAAGCCCGAGGAGGGGGCAGCUCGGGAGCUCUCCUUGUCUGAGUGGAGCCUUUGGCAGAACCAGCCCCUUCCCACGUCCCAGGUGGAUCACUCGGAUCGUUGUCACCUCUUCAUCGCUGCCAUGGAAAUGAUGGAGCUGAUGAGGCAUCAGCAGGGAGACUGCAGCUAUGAGCGGGAGCUCCGGCCCCACUUACGGAUGGAAGAUGUGCAUAUUCCCGGGAAUCAAAGGCAUCUCUCCACGGCCAACCCCCCCUGCGAGCAGAGAGGUCGCAGCUCCAGGAAAGACCUGGCAAAAUCGAAACCAAAACCACUCUCACCUGAUAGAGGUGAUAAUGGGAGCGAGUUCUUUGCCACCUUUAAAAUAACCAAACCCAAGGCUCCCAGAAGAGCUGCUGGACUCAGUGAGGAUGUGCCUGUGUUACCUCGGGAUCCUUCGGCUUCUCCCUCAGGAGCAAGGCUUGCUCUGGCUGGGCACUCUGACCCGGGCAGUGACAGGGAUGAGGGGCUGGAGGUAACAUUUGAUUUAAAUGCAUUUAUUGACCUGUGUGACCACGGCGAAGGCACUGAAACCCCUGCGAGUCCAGCAGCCCAGGGAAACAGCCCUGCAGGUAAAGCCUGCGGAUCCCUGGGGUGGAUCCACACGGAUUCGGGGUACGAGACCUCUCCCGUGGCCUCGGACCUGUUCUACCUCCCCGAAUCCUGCAGGGAUUCAUUCCCUCUCGUGGGACGGCCCCAGGAGCCCCCGGGGCUGGAACAAGCAUUCUCCCAGGUGCAAAGGCUUUUAUCCCAGUCCCCUCCCUCUGGGGAUAAACUGGAGGGCUUGGAGAGCGCGAUGAGAAGUGAAGGAACAACAUCUCCUUCCCCAAAAGUUCUCCCCGAUGGUCACUCAGAGGCACUGCAGGGCAGCAUCUCCCUCGCAUCCCCAAAAACUGAUCCUGCACUGCUGCUCCUGGAGAAUCCCAAAGUGACAGUCCCCAGGGAAUUCUGUGCCUCAGAAAGUCCCCGUUGGUCCAAAACUGUGCCACCUCCCAAGGCUGCUGUGGAUGAGGGGGAGCAGCUCUGGGACGACAGCUUCGAUGGCCUGUUUGACACUGAGGAAUUCCCUGAAAUCCCAAACAACAUUCCCAGCAUGAACCAGCUCCUGACAAACGGCCCUGCAAAGGAGCCCUUUGUUCCCAAGGACACGGGAGAGGCUGCCCUUGAGCACGAGGCUGUGGUUCCUGGCGAGGAGCAGAGUCUCCAUCUGUUUGAGGAUGAGGCUGGCGAGGACACGGGCGAGGGCAGCUCCCUGAGCUCUGAGCCUGCAGCCAGGGCAGGUCCAGCUGGGAGCAUCGCUGGGAUGGAUGGAGAGCCCGGCAGGGAGUUCCCGAGUGUGACCCCCGCCCAGCCCUGCAGGGAGCAGCCCGGCAGCAGGGAAUCCAUGGGAACAUCAGGAGUGGCCCAGCAGUGCCUGGAGAAGGAGGAUCCCUACGACUGCUCCCAGGAACUGUUCUCCGUGACCUUCGACCUGGGCUUCUCCAUCGAGGAGAGCGGGGAUGAAACCUCUGAGGAGACCAGGAAUGCUGAUAACCCCAAACUGAACGGUGCCCCAGGGGCUGAAUCCACUGAGGAUGCAAACAUGUCCCUGAGUGAUGGCUCCAGGCUGGAAACCUCGCCUGGAUGGGACUGCAGGAGGCUCCGGAGAAGGGACGUGUCCACACCGAUGUCAUUCCAGAGCAGGGGCAGGAGUGGCAGGGAAGGGACAGAGGCUCCUGCUGCAGGGCCUCUCCUGAAGUCAGGGGGCAGCAGAAUGGGAAGGGAACCCCCUGGACCUUUGCCUUCAGCACUUCUGACCCCAACAAGUAGGAAGGGUAUGGAUAUCAAAGCUGUCAAAAGAAUUCCUAUGAAAGUCUUCUCGAAUGCCAGGGAGCAAAUUCCAGAGGUUCCUCCUGUAGAUCAAGUCCAAAAAAGCCCAGGGAGGCAGAACUUUGGGAGCUCAGCCAUGGAUUCCCCUUCAGGAAGGACAGAAGGCCUGGAAAACACCAAGCUCCGUGGAUCCCGUGUGGCUCCUGCUGCAGGAGCCAGCAGUGACAGUGAGGAAGAGAUCGUUUUCCAGAGGAAAAACAGGAUAAAAAAGAAUGUUUUGAAGUCUCCUGAUGAGAUGGAUCAGAGUGACUCGGAGUGUCCAGCUCGGCUCACCAGGAAACGCCGGCGCCCCCCGAGCGUGUCGGACACGUCCAGUGAGGACAGUGGGGAUUUCCAGCGGGGCAGGAGCCGCUCCAGAGCCUGGGCCAGGCCCCAGCAGGGAGGAGCCAAGCGGCAGCGGGGCAGGAGCUGCGUGACAGCCAAGGCUGCAGCCAGGCAGUUCCUGGAGGAGGAGGCUGAGCUGUCCCAGCUGGAUGCUGAGGGGGUCUCGUCGGACGAGAGCGACGGCGCCAGGGAUGAGCUGAGCCCGUCCCUGGCCCAGUUCCUGAACGAUGACGGGGAGGCCACACAGGCCCUGAACGACACUGAGAUGAGGGGGGUUUACCUGAGCUCCCUGCGCAGCCCCGCCCUCGGCAGCAGAUACAAAAUGGUCCGUCGGGAAUUCAACGCCUCCGCCAUUUUCUCCCAGAUUCCCGAGCAAGACUCGGCUUACGCUGAGGACAGCUUCUGUGUGGGAGAUGAGGAGGAGGAGGAGGAGGAAGCUCGGAGUGGCUGCAGUGAGGAGGAAGUGUGUGUGAAUUUUGGUCUGCUCACUGCCGAGAGCUCCGGCAGGAACCGGUACCUGACUCGCCGCAGGACGAGGCUGCACCAGGCCAGACUGGGAGGGAACGCUCCUGCCCCGCUGCAGAACAGGAAACCAUCCCGAAUUAUUGUCCUCAGUGACUCCAGCGAGGAGGAGAUGGGAGCCAGCAGGGAGAAGCCCCUGGAAGGAGCCUGUUCCAGGGCAGGGCAGGGAAAGGGGCCGCUCCCCACGGCCCUGCCCUCAGCCCCCUCUGCAGAGCACAGGAACAGGGCUGGGCAAGCCACAGCUCCUCAGGCUGGGCAGGAGGGCACGGGGAGGCUGCUGGGCUUGGGAGCUUCUGCAGUGCUGGAUCUCCCCCCAGGGCAGCCAGGCAGGAGCACAUCCAUCCCCCCAGCUGGCUCUGGCUGCAGGAGCACGGAGCUGCAGGCUGCCAGUGAGGUGCACAGCUCUUUGAAGAAGACCCACGGGAGCAGCUCAGGCCCAGCAUGUCCUGCUGCCCCUAACACCUCCUCAGCCUGGGCUCAGACUUCCCGUGGCCCUGUGGAGCAGAGCCCUUCCCUGGCUGGGAUCUCCCGUGGCCCCGGGGAGCAGAGCCCUUCCCUGGCUGGGAUCUCCCGUGGCCCCGGGGAGCAGAGCCCUUCCCUGGCUGGGAUCUCCCGUGGCCCCGGGAAGCAGAGCCCUUCCCUGUGCGUGCUGGCAGACAGCCGGGAGAUCUGCUCGGGGCCGGAGGUGAUCUCCUGCCUGCGGGCGGAGCACGGGCUGCGGGUGCAGGUCUGUCCCCUGGGCUCCAGUGAUUACAUCGUCAGCAACCGCCUGGCCGUGGACAGGCUGCUGCAGUCGGAGCUGCAGAGCCCCGGGAACAGGAAUAAACUCAGCCAGAGGCUGCAGCGCCUGCAGGGCUCCUUCGAGAGGAUCUGUGUGAUUGUGGAGACAGACAGGGUCAGGCCAGGAGAAACAUCCCGGUUUUUCCAGAGGACUCAGUACUACGAUGGAGUGCUCUCAGCCUUGGUCCAGGCUGGAAUAAGGAUCCUCUUCAGCUCCUGCCAGAAGGAAACUGCAGCUCUGCUCAAGGACCUGGCUCUGGUGGAGCACAGGAAGGACGCUGCCAUCCAGGUGCCAACGGAGCCGGAGGGGCACCGGAGGGACAUCCUCAACUUCUACCUGAGCAUUCCCAACCUCAGCUACGGAGCUGCCCUCAACCUCUGCCACUCCUUCGACUCCGUGGCAGCCGUGGCCAACAGCUCCGUCCCGGCGCUGGCGGCGGGGGCGCGGCUGAGCCGGCCCCAGGCCGAGGAGCUCCAUCGGUUCCUGCGCCACGACUUCGACCUCCAGCUGCUGCCUCAGCCCCUGCCCGCCCAGGGGAAGAGCUGAGCUCGGCAGUCCGGGCCUGCACUGCACUUUACCCCGUUGGGAUUGGGUGUAAAUAUGUAAAUAAACAUCACUGCACCACUGA